Spinacia oleracea (spinach) is the source of this 951-nucleotide messenger RNA. RefSeq lists its product as uncharacterized. The record is from RefSeq and is a predicted model, not a curated record. The transcript has a single exon. Bases 1 to 951 code for a protein of 316 amino acids. NCBI's taxonomy places the organism in Eukaryota, Viridiplantae, Streptophyta, Magnoliopsida, Caryophyllales, Amaranthaceae.
AUGAAAUCUCCUGCUGAAAGUCGAGAUCCUAAGCUGUAUUGUCAGUUCCACGAAGAUAUAGGGCAUGACACCAAAGAGUGCAGAAGCCUGAAGAGAGCCCUGGACGGCCUAGCCUCCAAGGGGCACCUAAAGAAGUACCUGCAAAGGAGCACUCACGGCACGGGGAAGAAUCAGUACAAGAAAAACAAGUCACCUGUCUCAGCUACAGAGGGAAAUCACAGCGAAGGGGGAUUUGUAGCCGUCAUAUCAGGAGGACCAGCUGCUGGGGGACCCACCAUGAAGGGACAGAAAGAUUACGCCCGUCGUCUAGGUCAAGUAAUGUUGUCAGGGAAGUCACCAAUAGACCCAUUCCCUCGGAUAGAGAUAUGUGAAUCGGAUGGUGGACGUGUAGCCACCCCGCACGACGACCCUCUCGUGGUCGAAAUCAAAAUCUCCAACAUGAGGGUAACGCGCAUCUUAAUAGACACAGGAAGUUCAUCUGACAUAAUGAGCAUGGAGUGCCUCAGCCGCCUAGCUCAUGAUCCUAAAACCAUAGAGAGCAUCCACUACCCUAUCAUUGGCUUUGGGGGAAGCAUCAUACACCCUGUGGGCGUCAUCAACUUGCCGGUUCGGAUUGGAGAACGUAAAGAUGGACGAAAUAUAGGGGUGGACUUCCUAAUCGUCAAAAACCUAACGGCAUACAAUGUCAUUUUGGGACGCCCCACCUUGAACAAGAUUAAAGCAGUGGUUGUCACUCAUCUCAUGCUCCUGAAGUAUGUAUGUGGCGAUGGGGAAAUAGGGACUAUACAUGGAGAUCAACAGCAAGCAAGAGACUGCUACCUCACAACUCUUAACCCAUCAGCAUGGAAGAAAGUCCCAGCUGGGACCAAAGGCAAAAGGAAAUUUGAGGAGGAGCCACCCACCGCCAACGAGAGUAUCCCAAUCAAGAUAGGCGGCGUCACGAGUGGUUAA